GGAGGAUAUGUUCUUUUACGUUUUAGACAACUUGUUUCACUCUAACCUUCGCCUUAUCUUACACCCGAGCUUAUGAUCCAUUAUCUUGAGAGAACCAAAUUUGUCACAUGAUAAAGAUUUAUUAUGACGAAGUUCAAACGCAGUGCGCAAUCACAGCCAAAGCAUGGGAAACCAUCGGUCAGUGGUGCAUCCAAGGCACCAAUUGCACCACCAAUAAACCGUCCGGGAUGGACUGGACCAGGUUAUAUACGGAAAGCAGCGAAACAGACGCCUGCCGCAGUGAAGGAGAAAGUCUCGAUAGAACAGAUCCAGUAUCUAGCUGUGGAACAUCAGCAGCUCAUUCUUGACACAAUCAGAACUACAUUUCCUGCUGUCGAGGAUUUCAAUGCAUUGAUACCAGUAUUAACGGCAGUCAGAGAAGCCCUCGAACAAAAAGACUACACCAAGACAUUCGGGACUGAAGAGUUUUUGGAAGCAUACACAAUCCGUUGGAGCCCUAGUCACGCGCUGACGAUUGCAAAUGUGUUGGCUUGGGUAUGCAGUGAAAUGGGAGAGGCUGUCUGGGUCCAACAGUUCCUUCAAAAUGGUGGACAAAAGUCAUCGAAGAUUGUGUGCAUUGGCAAAGGAGGAUCGGAUUUAUUGGCAUGUGUGGCAUUGCUAAAACACUGUCAUGAAAGCAAAAUCGAGAAACUUCCCGAGCUAGAAUCAUCUCCUUCUGAUGCGACACCGCAAGACGAUAUCUCAGUCCCUUCCUCACACCCUAGCGCUGUUGACAAGGAUAGUGCUAUGAUUGAUCUCAACCUCGUCUAUAAACACGAUUGGUCUGAGAUUGUCACCAGACUACAUCAUACUCUCACACAUCCUCCUCCGCUGUCGAAACAUGCGACCGCCAAAGCGCGCGCUUCCAAUAUCUCGGUCAUCCCAUCUCACGCCAUCAAUCUAGCAGCCAAUCACCUCGACAUCCUCGAUAGCGCAAGUGCAGAUCUGUGUACGAUGAUUGGGCCCGACCCAGCACUGAUUACUCUAUUCUUUACGCUCCAAGAAUUCUACUCAAUCUCAAUAUCGAAAACCACAGGCUUUUUAUCGAGAUUAACUUCGGCAGCACCUAAGGGAAGUCUGUUGCUUAUUGUAAAUAGUCCCGGGGCUGAUGUCUCGCUACCUGAUAGGAACAACAAAGGACAAGAAAAGAAAUAUCCGCUCGAGUGGCUAUUUUACCAAGCUCUGACACCGCCCAAGAGCAAGUCUUCCUCUGAAACUAGUUCAGAAGACGCGGAGCAGCCAGCAUGGGAAAAACUUAUUGAAAAUGGCCAUGAGAAGGAGUACAAGCUACCAGCAAAACUAGAAUUUCCAGGAAGUCUGGAGAAUACCAGGUUCCAAGUGCAUCUGCUAGAGCGUUUGUGAGGGGGCGUUUUAUACGAUGUGGAACAGGAGCAUGAUAGGGAGUUUACCGUAUUUACAGAACCACUGGCAACAUGGUAUGGGACUGAUAAUACCGGAAUUAUUUGUAUUUUCUAUUUUAAUAUGGAAAAGAUGUGGAGAAAAAUUGAGAUGCAUAGCGUACUGUCACGAUAGUCUACAGUAGCAACUUGCCAUGUAUAUUCCUGUCGUAACGUUGUACCAAGGGAUAUUGACUGUUAACGCUGGUCACAAUUACAAAGCAGGCGAUGGUGCAAUUCUUUUUAUAAAUCAAAUAAAUAGAUAUG
This is a messenger RNA of [Torrubiella] hemipterigena, 1703 nucleotides long. The record is from the annotation of a GenBank genome assembly. Lineage: Eukaryota; Fungi; Ascomycota; Sordariomycetes; Hypocreales; Clavicipitaceae.